Messenger RNA from Pocillopora verrucosa, 2275 nucleotides. RefSeq lists its product as uncharacterized. The record is from RefSeq and is a predicted model, not a curated record. NCBI's taxonomy places the organism in Eukaryota, Metazoa, Cnidaria, Anthozoa, Scleractinia, Pocilloporidae.
AGAAAUGGAGGGUUUUUGUUUAAAGGUUAGUCGUAAAAGGCUGCGAUCUCAUGAGUUUGGUUUCUUCGUUUCCUCAUUGUAAUGCUUGGGUUAUGAGUUCCCAUUCAAGAUCCAAAGAUCAUUUGAAUCGUCGGCCGAGUUUUUCGAGGGAUCAAGCUAAAACACGGACGCAGUUUAAUUGCCAUGGAAUUACAUCGAGUCUCAGCGUCGAGCACCUUUUCUGGGACUCUGUGGAUGACUCUCAAGGAUUCGUAGGAAAGGAAAACGAAGAUGACCUUUCUGAACUUUCUGAAAUGCUUUUCAUCUUGAUGGCACUAAGGAAGUUGAUUACUAAGUUACAAGAAGGUGGCGAGAAAACGGAUACAUCAACAUACUCUUCAUCAAUUACCCGCAAAUCAUACAGUCAGCCGCUCCUCAUCUUGCAAGUCGAGAGAAUCUUACUUUCAUUUCAGCGUCAGUCAGCACGAAGACGUCUAGAGACAAUGGAAACGUUAAGUCGUCUUGAAGAUCUUAACAUCAUCUUAACAACAAUUCAACGUACACUUGAAAGUGGCGAAGCGCGUCGAGGACAGCUCGGAAAUACAAGAGAAACAAUUAACGAAGGUCAACAAGCAAUAAAGUUUUUGCAAUGUUUGUUUCAGAAAUCGCACGAAAUAGAGCAAGACAUUUUAAACGGUUUCGCUGGUCUUCAGAAAGCUUGCACUGAGGUAGACAAGAAGUUGCCAUUAGCAAGUGAGUUUCUCAGAACUGAGUUUCUCAGAACUGAGCAUAAAUUAAAACUGAACAAUGAAACAGGGACAUGUGCUGAUACAGUUAGAGUUUGUUCUUGCCUUGGACUUCGUUUUGAUUUUCUAGAUCACCUCGGUAACUUUUCGCGUAGAAUUAGAAACCACCGCUCAAUAAGGGACUGGAUCGUGAAAUUCUUGUGGGAAAAUUAUGAAUCUCUUCGUUUUGAUGAGAAAGGCUCUCUAACAAAAGAGCUGCUACUUGCAAUCGGUUUCGAAUCGACGAGUUCUAUCGAGACCGUUUUGACACGUUCGCUCGUAGGAAAUAUGCAGCAGCACUUAGAGGCGUGGGAAUGGGCUGCGAUAUUUGUUGAAGACGAGUUCAAAUACAAUUUGUUGCUGUCUUCACAGGUUGAGAAGUUUCCUUUUCAAUGUAAUUCCACGGACGCCUGGUUUCAGAAAUCCCAAAACAACUCCUUGAACGAAGAUGAAGGCUCAGUCAAAAUCAGAAAUGUUUCGGUAGAGAAAGGUGCAAUGCAUGAAAAGACAGGUUCUAUUUUAAGUGAAUUAUGCAUGGAACAAGACCAAUACACUGUUUAUUUUCAUGGAACAGACCAUGACAGUGCAAAGGACAUUUUACAAAGGGGUGUAGAUUUGACCACUGGUCGACAGAGACGAGACUUUAGUAGUGGGUUGGGUUUUUAUGUAACGAAGGAUUUCAGAAUUGCUUUGAAUUGGGCGAAGAGCAUUACAUCCAAACCUGUCCUUUUGAUUUUUCAGGUCCAACGCAGUUUUCCUGAUAGGUUUCGAAAGAGAUCUUUUCUCGAGAACUGUGCUGAUGACAUGAUGGAAUGGGAGAAGGUAGUCGCUUCGUUUAGAUCGGGAAAUAUAACAUCAGAAAUUCAGAAACUGGUCAAAGAUUUGGACUUCAUGGAGGGUCCUGAAGCCAUACUAACUGGAAGAAACGAAAUUGACGAAUUGAUAUUUGAACGGAAACCACGAUCUCACCAAAUGUGUUUCUUUUCUGAAACGAUUGCCGAGGAGUUCGGUCGAAGUUUGAAUUCGAUGAUAUUUUAUCGUUUAUUUUGAGUUCAACCGUGUAUUUACUUGAGCCUGCUUUUUAUCUUUCCGACUUUGGACAACAUCCCACAAUGAUCCGCAAACCGAAAGGGAAACUAUUUGGAAAAUGAUUGCUGAAAUUAACUUCAAGAAUGAAUUUUCAGUUUAGAGCUAUUAUUUUGCGCUGCUCCAUUUGUUAGUUGUUUAAGAGUUGUGGUUUUAGUCCGCAGUCACGAAAUUUGUGAUAACAUUAUUCAAAAAAUUGCUUAUACUGUAUUUGUCGCUUAUAAUGUGGAUCGAAUAUUCGUACUUAAGUUUCCGGAAAAUUCUUUGCUUCAUUUCGAACUGAAAUCUGAUAGAGAAUAGCAAACUUGUGCUUUUGAAAAAUGUCAGGAAAAGGUGUGUAAUAUUGAUAACUUAGCAAUUACGAGAUUGGCGGGAAGUUUACAAUCACGUAUUCUAAGCUGUCCCUUAACUGGCGUCUUUUGACG